Messenger RNA from Hyposmocoma kahamanoa, 1910 nucleotides. RefSeq names its product sialin-like. The transcript has 11 exons. The record is from RefSeq and is a predicted model, not a curated record. Gene Ontology annotation, molecular function: transmembrane transporter activity. Gene Ontology annotation, biological process: transmembrane transport; monoatomic anion transport. Bases 115 to 1671 code for a protein of 518 amino acids. Lineage: Eukaryota; Metazoa; Arthropoda; Insecta; Lepidoptera; Cosmopterigidae.
AUUAAUGAGAUUUGAAUUAUUCUUGUUACUUUCUUUCACGGUGUGUUGAAUGAGAAUUCGUGUGAAGUUAGUGGAAUACGGUAUGGUGCUUUCGUAACGUCUUGUGAAGUGAUAAUGUCAUCGAGCAUGGAGGAGAGUCCCAUCAUCAAUUCGGACAUUGAGACUAAUGUUACGAGUGAUCUUCGGAACCUCGUCGAAAAUGAGCCUAUUGAACAAACAGCAGGAUGGAUCAAAUGCCGCACUGUACUCGGUAUUAUGGGUUUCCUGGGAUUUGCAAACGUGUAUGCAAUGCGAGUCAACCUGUCUGUUGCAAUUGUAGCUAUGGUGAACUCUACGGGCAAUAAUCCGUUGCCAUCUAAUGCUACUCCACUUGAUGUCUGUCCAGUUAGUCCUCCGGAUAAUAGUUCUACACCUGUUAGACCAGGUGAAUUCAACUGGACAGCAGAACAACAAAGUAUAAUAUUAGGAUCAUUCUUUUAUGGAUAUGUUUUAACACAGGUGCCCGGUGGCAGAAUAGCUGAAUUAUUUGGAGGCAAACUAGUUUAUGGAGUAGGAGUAUUAUUGACAGCUUUGUUCACCCUACUUAGCCCAAUAGCAGCAAGGGUUGAUUUCACAUUUUUCAUUGCUGUGCGUGCAUUAGAAGGCCUAGGAGAAGGUGUCACCUAUCCAGCUAUGCACGCUAUGUUGGCCAGAUGGAUACCUCCCCUGGAGAGGUCUAAAUUUGCUGCAUAUGUUUAUGCUGGUUCAAAUAUAGGAACGGUAAUAUCUCUGCCAUUGUCUGGGUGGCUAUGUACUCUGCAGUUGGACAAUGGUUGGCCACUUUGCUUCUAUGUGUUUGGAGGACUGGGCAUUAUAUGGUUCAUAGCAUGGAUGUUUUUAGUGUACGACACGCCACAGAGUCAUCCUAGGAUAUGUCCAAAAGAAGUGGAAUAUAUCACACUGGCUAUUGGACCUCAGGAGGACAAAAGUGGAGUAUCCAUACCGUGGCUGAGGUUCCUAACAUGUGUACCUCUAUGGGCCAUACUGAUCGCACAGUGCGGGCAGUCGUGGCUAUUCUACACACAGCUCACGGAGUUGCCUACCUACAUGCACAAUAUAUUACACUUUGAUAUUAUAUCCAAUGCAUGGUAUUCAGCCAUGCCGUAUUUAACAAGCUGGAUCGGUGGUAUCGGUAUCAGUAUUUUCGCGGACUGGCUGCUCGCAAGAGGAAAUAUCUCGCGACUUAAUAGUAUGAAGCUUUGGAACACUGUUGGGGCGUUCGUUCCGGCGAUCGGGUUGCUGGGCAUUGCAUGGGUAGGCUGCGAUAGAAUGACCGCCAUGCUGCUUCUCAAUAUUACCUCCUUCUUCGGCGGUGCCGCUUACUCAGGGUAUCAAAUGAAUCAUAUCGACCUGUCCCCGCAGCUGGCGGGCACAAUGUACGGCAUAACGAACGCGGCCAGCAAUAUUUGCGGUUUCAUGGCACCAUACGUCAUCGGACGUAUUAUAAGCUCUGACCAGCAAACACUAGGGCAGUGGCGCGAGGUGUUCUACUUGGCAGCAGCCAUCGAUCUAGGAGCCAAUCUAUUCUACUUAUUCUUCGCCAGUACUGAAGAACAGGACUGGUCGCAGCCCGACGACGGAUCAUUAGACGCAGACGCUCCAGUUGAAAGUAUUCUCUAUAACGAGUCGUAACCAUUGAAAUUUAAUAUAUGGCUUAUAGUCUAAUUGACUGUCUUUAAAAUAAUCAUUUUUAGAGAAAAGUCUUCAAACUUACUAUUUUAGGUAAUUUUCGAUUAGGCCAAAAAGGUAAACAAACAUGGGCGAUUGAAAAAAAAAAACAGACACACAACUUAACACAAACAUUUUCACAAAGAGAUUUAUUAUAAUUGAACUAAGUUUUAUUUAAUAUUUUCUAAAUACAUAUUACAAUU